CCGUUGUGGGGAGCACUCCAGUAGGCAAGCAACUUCUUCCUCACGAUCGGACAUCGCGAGUCCCGGAAUCGGCGCUGUUGUCGUUCGACAGGGUAUCUGAAGUAAAAGGGGCAUUUAAAUCAAACGGUAUUGAGAUGGAUUGGGUUAUGAAACAUAAUGGUCCAAAUGACGCUAGUGAUGGGACAGUACGACUUCGUGGAGUGCCAUUUGGUUGCAGCAAAGAGGAAAUAGUUCAGUUCUUUCAAGGGUUGGAAAUCGUGCCAAAUGGGAUAACAUUGACGAUGGACUACCAGGGGAGAAGCACAGGGGAGGCCUUCGUGCAGUUUGCUUCAAAGGAGAUAGCAGAAAAUGCUCUGGGGAAACACAAGGAAAGAAUAGGGCCCAGGUAUAUUGAGAUCUUCAGAAGUAACAGGAGUGAAAUCAGAGGAUUAUAUGAUCCACCAAGAAGAUUGCUGGGCCAGCGACCGGGACCAUAUGAUAGACCAAUAGGAGGAAGAGGGGGUUAUUAUGGAGCUGGGCGUGGAAGUUAUGGAGGUUUUGAUGACUAUGGUGGCUAUAAUAAUUAUGGCUAUGGAAAUGAUGGCUUUGAUGACAGAAUGAGAGAUGGAAGAGGUAUGGGAGGACAUGGCUAUGGUGGAGCUGGUGAUGCCAGUUCAGGUUUUCAUGGUGGUCAUUUUGUACACAUGAGAGGAUUGCCUUUUCCUGCAACUGAAAAUGACAUUGCUAAUUUCUUCUCACCACUAAAUCCAAUACGAGUGCGUAUUGAUAUUGGAGCUGAUGGCAGAGCAACAGGAGAGGCAGAUGUAGAGUUUGUGACACAUGAAGAUGCAGUAGCUGCCAUGUCUAAAGAUAAGAAUAACAUGCAACACCGAUACAUUGAACUCUUCUUGAAUUCUACUCCUGGAGGCGGCUCUGGAAUGGGAGGUUCUGGAAUGGGAGGCUACGGCAGAGGAAUGGAUAAUCAGGGAGGUUAUGGAUCUGUUGGAAGAAUGGGCAUGGGGAACAAUUACAGCGGAGGCUAUGGUACUCCUGAUGGUUUGGGGGGUUAUGGCCGUGGUGGUGGAGGCAGUGGAGGUUACUAUGGGCAAGGUGGCAUGAGUGGAGGUGGAUGGCGUGGGAUGUAUUAAAGCAUAACCACCAACAUAAGAGUCCUGACAACAGCAUCUGGUCUACUAGACUUUCUUACAGAUUUAAUUUCUUUUGUAUUUUAAGAACUUUAUAAUGACCGAAGGAAUGUGUUUUCAAAAUAUUAUUUGGUAAAGCAACAGAUUGUGAUGGGAAAAAUCUGUUUUCUGUAGGUUUUAUUUGUUGCAUACUUUGACUUAAAAAUAAAUUUUUAUAU
Rhinolophus ferrumequinum (greater horseshoe bat) is the source of this 1342-nucleotide messenger RNA. Its product is annotated as heterogeneous nuclear ribonucleoprotein H3-like. Gene Ontology annotation, cellular component: ribonucleoprotein complex; nucleoplasm. Gene Ontology annotation, molecular function: RNA binding. The transcript has 2 exons. The record is from RefSeq and is a predicted model, not a curated record. Bases 135 to 1127 code for a protein of 330 amino acids. Lineage: Eukaryota; Metazoa; Chordata; Mammalia; Chiroptera; Rhinolophidae. Gene Ontology annotation, biological process: regulation of RNA splicing.